UCGGCUCGCCCAUUCUCACGCCCCACCUCGGACCUUGCUGGAAGAAAGUUUCGCCCGGCCGCCAAGGGACACGCGCGAACAUGGCCUCGCCGAGGUGGCUCUGGUGUGCGUGUGCGACCGCGGCGGUGGCACUGCUGCUCGUCUCCAGGCUUCCCUCGGCCUCUGCCCAGAGAAAGAAGGAGAUGGUGUUAUCUGAGAAGGUUAGUCAGCUGAUGGAAUGGACCAAUAAAAGACCUGUAAUAAGAAUGAAUGGAGACAAGUUCCGUCGCCUUGUUAAAGCGCCACCAAGAAAUUACUCUGUUAUUGUGAUGUUCACUGCUCUCCAACUUCACAGACAGUGUGUCGUUUGCAAGCAAGCUGAUGAAGAAUUCCAGAUUCUGGCAAACUCUUGGCGGUACUCCAGUGCAUUUACCAACAGAAUAUUUUUUGCCAUGGUAGAUUUUGAUGAAGGUUCUGAUGUAUUUCAAAUGCUAAACAUGAAUUCCGCUCCAACUUUCAUCAACUUUCCUCCAAAAGGAAAACCCAAAAGGGCUGAUACAUACGAGUUACAGGUGCGAGGGUUUUCAGCUGAACAGAUUGCUCGCUGGAUCGCAGACAGAACUGAUGUCAAUAUUAGAGUAAUUAGACCUCCAAAUUAUGCUGGACCCCUAAUGUUGGGAUUGCUUCUGGCUGUUAUUGGUGGACUUGUGUAUCUGCGAAGAAGCAAUAUGGAAUUCCUCUUUAAUAAAACUGGAUGGGCUUUUGCAGCUUUGUGUUUUGUACUUGCUAUGACAUCUGGUCAGAUGUGGAACCAUAUAAGAGGACCACCAUAUGCUCAUAAGAAUCCCCAUACAGGACAUGUGAACUAUAUCCAUGGAAGCAGCCAGGCCCAGUUUGUAGCUGAAACCCACAUUGUUCUUCUGUUCAAUGGCGGGGUUACCUUAGGCAUGGUGCUUUUAUGUGAAGCUGCUACCUCCGACAUGGAUAUUGGGAAGCGAAGGAUGAUGUGUGUAGCUGGAAUUGGACUUGUUGUGCUAUUCUUCAGUUGGAUGCUCUCUAUCUUUCGAUCAAAAUACCAUGGCUAUCCAUACAGCUUUCUGAUGAGUUAAAGAGGAUUCUAGAGACACAUAGACUGUGAUAAUAAUGGAAACUGAAAAAUAAGACAUAUAUGGUGUUUGAAGAAGAAUGCAACUCAUGUAUUUUAUAUUACCUCUUUUUUGUCAAGUGAUUUAAAUAGUUAAUCAUUUAACCAAAGAUGUGUAGUGCCUUAACAAGCAAUUGUAAGAUCAUGAAGUAUUUGGAAUUAUUGUCCUCUUAACUUUCCCUUCCCUGUGAACUUAUGAAACAUUUGAUUUUUGUAGAAUUAGGUACUUUAUAAAAUUUAAAACUACUACUUCAUUUUACAUAGAGCAAAUGUCAAAACUACUUUAGUUAACUUUUCAUCAUCUGAUUUUAUCUUAUCCAAGGCUGGGGAUGGAAGGUUCUGAGCAGGAAUUUCCACCUCUGCCUGUUACAAACAACUGCAUCUGGAAGCCACCAUUAGUUUUCCUUUGUGCAGAUGGGUAUGAUUUACAUCUUUCCUCUUGGACCAAGAUAUCAUAUGCACUAUUUGAACCUCUGAAAAUGGACUGUGUAGCCUUUGGAAAGAUAAAUCUGUCUUCUUUCUGUGUCUUUCCUGCUGAAAUCAGAGCUACAUAUGCCUCUUUUAUACAUUAAGAAGUACCUCUAACUACAAAACUAUGAUUUUUGCAUGAGUGCACUCUAACUACCUUGUACAUGGAAAGAUUUCUGAUUCAUUCUGUUUCUAGUUUUAUUUAAAGUGGCCCUUCUCUAAUAAUAAUGUGUUGCCUAAAAUCACUAUAAGUUAUAAAUGGUCUCAGAUGUUUGUGUAUGUUAGUUAGACAUUGUCAAUCUCAUUUUUACCUAACAGAAAAAUAAGCUGAGUUGUGUUUGCGGAAAGGACUAUCUUAGAAUGGGAAAAGAAAAUCAAGAAAUAUUGAUUACUGCCUAUGGAUAGAAAUGAAACAUUUUGCCAGGCUUGUGGCAGACACAAGCUAAAAUCUUUGUGAGUUUAUGGCUAGCCUGGGCUACAUAGUGAGACCCUGUGUCCAAAAAAAGGAGAGAAAAGAAAGAGAAAAAGGCAAUGAAAUGUUAAUGUUUUCAAGCUAAGGUGGUAGCUCAGUGGUAGAGUGCUUGCCUAGCAUGAGUGACACUCUGGGUUCAAUCCUCAUGGCCACACGAAAAAAUAGUUCUUGAGUCCUAUUCUGUGAGUUAUUUUUAUUUGUUUGUUUUUAAAGAAUGUUCCUUGAAACCUGGUCUUUUGUUUUUUAAAAUACAUAUUCUUUAAAACCUGGGCUAAUUUUUAAGUAAGUAGUUUUUGAAGCCUGGUCUGGCUUUUGUUUUUAUUUGUGUGUUUGUUUUCUAAAAAAAAAAUGUUUCUUGAAACCUGAUCCUUUUUUUUGUUUUUGCCUUUUUGAGACAUAGCUCUGGUUGGUCUUGAAUUUCCCAAGUGCUGGGAUUAUAGGCAUGUACCAUUGACCCUAGUCUGCUUUCUGCUGUCAUUUUAGCUUUUAUUUCCCCCAUAAAUAAGGGAUACAAAGAAUGGUGGUAUGCAUGUGUCUCUGCUCUUAGCUAUCCUGGUGGCCAAAGUAGGAGCCCUGAAGUCCAAGAAUUUGACACAUAGUGUGGCAUCAUAUCACACCUCAUUUCAAAAAUAUGUCCAUAAUAAAAUUGUGAAGGGAUUUUGUUUGAAUUUUGUCUUUUUCUGUGAUAAUGGAAAUAACCCUAUAGGCUAACCAAAUUUCCAUGAGGAAUAUUUAAGUCAUGGUUAUAAUAUGUCUAACUCUGACCUCCACCAGAGUUAUGAAGAGUAAUUGGAAAUGCCAUUGUUAUGAAAGUGUGGAGUUGGGAUGUAGCUCAGUGGUAGAGCACUUGGCUAGCCUGUGUUAGACCCUGGGUUCAAUCCCCAGCACCACAAUAAGUGAGAAUUUUAACUGUGAAAAAAUGUAAAGAAUAUUAGAAAUAUUAUAUUUAAAAGAUACAGAGAUGGAUAUGUGGUUGAGUUGAUGCAGUGCUUGCCUGACAUGCAGGAAGCCCUGGGUUUGAUUCACUACAUCACAUAAGCCAGAUGUGGUGGUGCAUACAUGUAAUUCCAGCGCACUCAGGAGACAGGUGGGAAGAUCAGAAGUUCAAGUUCAUCCGUGGAAUGCAUAAUGUUUAAGGCCAGCCUGAACUACAAUGAGACAAAACAAAAGAUGCUGUGACUGUUUCAUGCUAUUGAUCAUGUAAUAGCCUGCCCUUGUCCUAUGAACAAAGUUUGUGGAACGACAUCAUUGGCCCUGAAGAAAUGUUUAUGUGGGGUUUUUACUGUCGUUGUUACAAAUUCAAUGAAUAAGAGGAUACAGUUGAUCCCCUUAUAAAUUGAGUGAUUCUGAUUUCUUAUCCACUAUUUUUAUACUAGUCUCUGCCAAAUGGAUUUAAGCUAUGAUUUUUAGGAAACUCGCGUGACAAGGCCCUGACUUGUAAGGUUGAACUGGGCAGUAUUCCUGCUGUAGCUUCAGGUCAUGUCCCGUGGUCAGUGUUCUGUUUCCUCUGUUUAAGAGCAACAUUCUUCAUUAUGAAGAAAGGCGCAUUUGGGCUAAAAUCUGUGAAAGCAGAUUUUCUCCGCUUAAAAUAGUGUUAAUUUUGUGGAAAAUUUAAAUUUAGCUUUUUUCUGAAGUGCCUUAAGUAGAUUCUUAAUUUACUUUUCUAGUAGUGGUUUAAAUAUAAUUCGUUAUGGAUUUUUAAUAUACUGUUUGAAAAUGAUACAUUGUUAUGGCAAAGAUAACCAAAUGUCUGGCUUACUGCUUCCUACCAAUAAACUUAUUCAAUCUAAAUUGA
Microtus ochrogaster (prairie vole) is the source of this 3858-nucleotide messenger RNA. It is a transcript of the gene Magt1, whose product is annotated as magnesium transporter 1. The record is from RefSeq and is a predicted model, not a curated record. Gene Ontology annotation, cellular component: oligosaccharyltransferase complex. Lineage: Eukaryota; Metazoa; Chordata; Mammalia; Rodentia; Cricetidae.